AUACAAGAAGGCAAGCGUUAGGAAGUUCUAAUCUACAAGGCAAAAAACCAAAGCUGAAUAACAUAUAUAAACUCACUAUGAUUGGUGCAGCUCAUCGAAGACUCCUUUCACUAUCUACAAGGACGCUACACCGGGGAGUUAAGCAGAGCCAUACAAGUCAAAACGAGAGUUUGGUUCUUGGCUCAUGCUCGGAGGCAGAGCAGAGGAAUAAAGAAAACAAUUCUUUACCUGGAAAAUGGACAAACAUUCAAGGUUCCUCAGAAACCCACUGUGACAACUGCUGCAGCCUCUACAUCUCUUUGUCGAUGAAGAAGAGUGUACAGAGUAAGGAGAAUGAGAAGAAGAAGAGUGAAACCAUCUCAUCAUCAUCAUCAAACGUUCGGCCCCUUAAUGAUGGCCGUGAGAUAAAGAAGUAUAAAAAGCCUUCU
Molecule: messenger RNA, 428 nt
Organism: Thlaspi arvense
Lineage: Eukaryota; Viridiplantae; Streptophyta; Magnoliopsida; Brassicales; Brassicaceae
Source: the annotation of a GenBank genome assembly